Linum trigynum is the source of this 2287-nucleotide messenger RNA. The record is from the annotation of a GenBank genome assembly. Lineage: Eukaryota; Viridiplantae; Streptophyta; Magnoliopsida; Malpighiales; Linaceae.
GAAAUGUUAAAAGAAAAUUCUAUAAGUACUAAAAUGACAAAAAGAACUUAAAUAAGGGACUUAUCUGUACUAAUCCAAAACUAAAAACUGUUUAGACCGUUUUCAAACACUCGCAAAAAGGAAAGAAGCUGGACUUGCAAAAGCAGCCAUCUUUUCCCAGAAUUUGGUCAACACGCCAGAAGAAGAGGAGAAGCCACGCAGGGAAAGAAGAAGAAGAGCAAAAGCUCCAAUUUUUGCAUCAAACCCAGAUUGAAUUUCCCAGGAACCCGUCGCAGCAAUCGGUCCCCCCUCUUCAUCGGAAGCUUUCUCCUCCUGAAUUGCUUACUGCUGCUGGUAACAUAUUUCUCUCUGUUUUCAACUCUGCUGCCAUAGACGAAGCAAACAAAAGGGUAGAGCUCGAAAUAGUCAUCCGAUUGCAUGGUAUUGUGUAUAUGCUGCUUCUCUUCUUGGGUUGUUUGCAGACAUGAAACAAUUUUGUAGUUGAUGGCUUGGAAUGAAAGAAGGGAUGUAAAUUUGGCCUGUUCUUUAGAUGGACAAUUACCCAGCUUAGCUUUUACGCUGAACUAUAGUUACUGUGAAAUUAAGUUGGUUUUUGGGGGGGAAUAUCCUGAUUUGGUUGGUGAAUUACUAAAUUGGGUAGUUAAGUUCUGCUUAGAAUUUGGUCUUACAAUGGAAUUUAAUAUGAUGGUGACAUCUUGAUUUCUCGGGCAGGAAGGUAGAUGAUCAGAUGGAGCAUAAUAGCUUCAGACAUUUGCAGCGACCGAAGUUCAUCGCUGACAAUUUCAACUCGCUAGACCAGGUCAUUUCUGCGUUGAGAGAAGCUGGUCUCGAGUCAUCGAACUUGAUCCUUGGUGUUGACUUCACGAAGAGUAACGAAUGGUCAGGCAGGUAUUCAUUUCACCGCAAAAGUCUCCACGCAGUUGGUAGUGUGACGAAUCCUUAUGAACAAGCAAUCUCAAUCAUCGGGCGUACUUUGUCGCCUUUCGAUGAAGAUAAUUUGAUACCUUGUUUCGGAUUUGGUGAUGUAUCAACACGUGAUGAAUACGUGUUCAGUUUUUAUCCUGAUCACCGCCCUUGUCGUGGUUUCGAAGAGGCACUUGCUCGAUACAGAGAAAUCAUUCCACACUUACAGUUGUCAGGUCCAACUUCAUUUGCACCAAUCAUUGAUGCUGCAAUUGACAUUGUAGAGAAAAGUAAUGGUCAAUAUCACGUCCUUGUUAUUAUUGCAGAUGGGCAGGUUACCAGGAAUCCUGGUAUUCCACGCGGGAGUUGUAGUCCUCAAGAACAAGCAACCUUGAAUUCCAUAGUUGCUGCCAGCUAUUAUCCUCUCUCAAUUGUUUUAGUUGGAGUCGGGGAUGGGCCAUGGGAUGCGAUGAAACAGUUUGAUGAUAACAUUCCACAUAGAGCAUUUGACAACUUCCAGUUUGUCAACUUCACAAAAAUCAUGUCGGAGAAGAAGGAUACAUCAAAAAAGGAAGCCGACUUUGCUCUUGCUGCCCUCAUGGAAAUCCCUCUCCAAUACAGAGCCACACAAAGCCUUGAUGUUUCUGGAUCAACAACGGGUCAUCCGCGUACAAAGCCUCUUCCACCUCCCAAGGCAGUGAUUGAUCAUGAUGAUGCAAUUAGAUCAAUACCGCCUUUGAUCAAUUCUGCAACAACAGGAGCAACAGCAGCUCCAGUUGAACCGGUCUGCCCCAUUUGCUGGACGAACCCAAAGAACAUGGCAUUCGGAUGCGGUCACACAACCUGCCAGGAAUGCGGAGGCUUGGUUACGAGUUGCCCUUUGUGCCGGCAACCUAUAACGACGCGUAUCAAACUCUUCAACUGAAAAGCUGUAAAGUAAUAAUGUUGAUGAUUUCUUUGUAUGUAGGGGGGAAAAAGUAAAGCAAUGAGGGCACCAUGGCUGCUCUUGUUUUCCAUUGUAUUUGUUGUGUUGUGUUGUGUUGAAGCCAAAAGGCAAAUAUGCUUCAGUCGUUCAUCAGCUGGAAAACUGUUGUGUAUCCAUCUUUCUAAAUUUGUGUAAAUUGUAUCAUAAUCUGUUUGUUUCAACAUUUUCCAUUGAGUUUCUAGCUGUAGAUCUAAAUACCAAGCUCUGCAAAGCUUGGUAGAGUCUAUUUCAUAGACUUGGUUGGUCCUAGACAGAGUUGAAAAGUCAUGUUUUAGAAAUCGUACCAUAUCAGCGGAUCGGACUGGAAAUAUCGAAUACCGAACCUCAAACGGCAAGCAAUUCUAAUGGUGGAACCACAAUUCAAUCACGAUUUUAGUACAAUAUACCCUACUCCGAUAU